Molecule: messenger RNA, 1245 nt
Organism: Solanum tuberosum (potato)
Lineage: Eukaryota; Viridiplantae; Streptophyta; Magnoliopsida; Solanales; Solanaceae
Exons: 2
Coding region: 1-1245 (414 amino acids)
Source: RefSeq, a predicted model, not a curated record
AUGGGUCAUUUACAGAAGAGGUUAAUGUUGUUGGAUGCUUUAACAAAGGGAACUAUCAAGAAGAAAACAAUUUUAAUGCAAUGGGGCAAAGGCAUCCUGGAUUCUCAUGGAGCUAACCAAAUGGGACAACAAGGGAACCAAUCCAGUUUGGAAGAGAUGCUUAAAAGUUUCAUCACUAAGGUUGAUAAACAAUUUGAAAUUCAUGGUGCCUCUAUUCGAAAUUUAGAAAAACAGGUUGGACAGAUUGCUAAUCAGAUAUCUGAAAGACCACUUGGAAAUCUUUCAAGUGACACAGUAAAGAACCCUCAGGAGCUAAAAGGUGUGACUUUGCGAAGUAGAAAAAUGUUAAACGAUAAUUACCAAAGCAAAGCUUGUGAAGUGACAAAGAGCCAAGAUGAGAAACAAGGAAGUAAAAAAGUAGUAGGAAAGUCCAAUGAAAUUCAGAAAGGAAAGGAGAAGUCAGAACUAGAAAUUGAUUCUAAAUAUAUGCCUACAUUGCCUUUUCCUCAAAAGAUGAAAUGGGAGAAGGUUGACAAUUAUUUUGGCAAGUUCUUAGAGAUGCUGAAGCUACUACAUGUGAAUAUUCCUUUCACUGAGGUAAUCACUCAGAUGGCUGCAUAUGCUAAAUUUUUGACUGAAAUUUUUUCCAGUAAGAGAAAAUUUGAGGAAACAUCAUUAGUCAAGAUGAAUGCUCAUUGUAGUGCCAUCCUUCAAAAUAAACUACCUCAGAAAUGUGGUGAUCCAGGUAGUUUCACUAUUCCAUGUGCAAUAGGGACUGGUAGAUUUGAGAAAUCCUUGUGUGACUCAGGAGCUUCUAUAAACCUCUUGCCUUUGUCCAUAUUCAAGAACUUGGAAGGAGAGCUCGGAAUCAUGAAAUCUAUCCCAAUGCCCUUACAGUUGGCUGACCAAUCCAUCAUUAUUCCUGAAGGGAUAGUUGAAGAUGUUCUAGUUAGGGUGGACAAGUUUGUGUUUCCAGUAGAUUUUAUCGUGGUGGACAUGGAAGAAAAUAAGGAGGUUCCAUUAAUUAUUGGCCGACCAUUCCUAGCUACUUGUACAACAAUACUUGAUAUGUAUGAAGGGAAACUGAUGCUUAGAGUUGGAGAGGAAAAGGUAGUAUUCAAUAUGAAGAAGGUGGAUGAGCUAAUAGUUAAGACAACCAAGUCGGAUAGAAAGAUCAUGGCAUGGGUGCGUGCAUUUGGCCAAGCCUACACAAUGGACCCAUACACUAUUUCCGACAUCGACUAG